Molecule: messenger RNA, 1933 nt
Organism: Conger conger (European conger)
Lineage: Eukaryota; Metazoa; Chordata; Actinopteri; Anguilliformes; Congridae
Gene: ribc1
Product: RIB43A domain with coiled-coils 1
Exons: 8
Coding region: 124-1212 (362 amino acids)
Source: RefSeq, a predicted model, not a curated record
GAUUUGCCUGUGAAAAGGGGUUGAGUGAGAAUAGCCCACGAACUGCGUGAACAGUGAGAAUAGCCCACGAACUGCGUGAACAGUGAGAACGUACAAGUGACUGAAGUGGAAGACUCGGAUACAAUGGCGAUCGAACGGCGACGUGCGGCAGAGGCGGCGCGCAAGGAACGAAUUUUCAACACCAGAAAUCGGGUCAUCGGCGUGGACCUUUCAACGCUUGGGGGGCAGGUCGCAGAGAAACAGGAGCGCCAGAGGGUCGAGAGAGAACGGGACAAGGCUUUCGAAUCCUUGAGCGCGAUGCACGAUGCUCUCCUGAAGCAGCAGUUUGCAGAAGAGGAGCGCAGGAGGGCGGAGUUGUCCCAGGAAUUGGUACAGUUCCGAGCAACUCACCAGCGCGCUGAGGACUCCCGUGACGCUGAUCUAAAUUUUAAACAACAGGUUCUUAAUCCUCCGGUUUCAGAGAAGGAUCUCGGACCUUCGAGCAUGCAGGUGUUUCAGGGAGGUGAUUGUAUGGCCACAGAGAGGAAGAAAGCUCAGAUGGAGGAAAAUGUAAGAUGUCUGACAGCACAGACACAGGCGAAGGAGAAAAUGCGCUUCCACAAAAAAAAAGCAGAGUUGCUAUGGGGCCAAGCACAGGUACAGCAAGACUUGAGAGAGCUGCAGCUUAGUGCUGUGGAGGACAAGUGUAAGAGAGAAGCUCAAGUUGCUCUCAGCAUGUUCAACCAGGCUCAGGCUGCCCAGCAGGCACAGCAGCAGAAGGAGGACAGAUUGAAAGAGGAAGGGGAGAACGCGAUGGAGGUGUGGCACAUGAUGACCUCUGACCUCCUGACGGAGCGCCCUGAGGCCGCAGAAAGAGAGGGGGGGGUCGGGCCAAGGGUGCUGUUGGACAGGUGGAAGGGGAUGAGUGACGAGCAGCUGAACGCCAUACGCAGGCAGAGGGAGGAGCAGCGAGCUCAGAAAGAGAGGCAGAGAGAGGCCGAGAGGCAGAGAGAGGCAGCGUGGGAUAGCCUACGGAUGGCUCAAAGCCGAGAGGAAGAGGAGGAGGAGAAGAGAGUACAGGAGAAAGAGAGGCAGAAGAGGACAGAGAUGGACAGAUACAACAUGCAGCUGGCCAGAGAGCAACUGACACAUCAGCAGUACCUGGACCAGAAUGUCUACACCAACCGACCUGCAGCCAGCUACUUCACGCAGUUUGGCGCUAGCUCUCGCUAGCACCCCUGCACCACCUCUUUGUGUCAGAACAGCAUGCUGACACACCUGACACAGGGGAGACGUAAUUCAGGGCCACACACACUGGACACGCACAGCGUAGCGUUGACACUUACUUCAUAUACAUAUGGAUAUUUUGUGUACAUUAUUAUUUCAGAGUGGUAUUUUAUGUUCGGAAUGUUUCUGCAUACAUAAUUACAUGGUUCCACAAAAGUAAAAGAAGUGAAUGAAUUGCAAAUGUUUAGUAUAACAUAAGCAGAUGGUGUGGAUUUUACUGGAUAAUUACUAUUCUCAGCAAACAUUUAAGCAUGGAUCACUUGGGAUGCUUCCAAAGCUGUCGUUAUUGUUGUUAUAUGCUCUGUUUAUGUAAACUCUGUCCAUUCUUCGGUUAUAUGAGCUCAACAUCAUCAGCUCCGACUACCAUCAGGGCACAAGUGCUGCAGUUGAUACAUUUGAUUAUUGUUAUGUAAAUCAUAAUUGCUAGAGCCAUGUGCUUUUGGCAAACUGGAUUUAUUACUUUCCCACACCAUACACUGUAUGAUAUUUUAAAACUUUCAGUACCAGUGUUCUCUCUGCACAGGCUUUGUAGAGGCAUUAUGUGCGUGAAGUUGCAGUUUAACUAGACUAGACUCAUAUGGCAAGGAAACUGUAGUGAGAGUAGACAGUUCUGUUGCUUGACAAAUUCUGAAUAUUGUAAUUGUCAUAAUUUUUUUCAUUUCUAGAA